CCGUUUACCGAAAGGAUCACACAAGCCGUUCUACAGCUCAGUUGCAGUCCACUGCUCUUCCACAGCUACGGAUCCCCAUUCUCCUCCUCGUCUCUUACUCCAUUUCUAGGGUUCUAAUUUCCUCCAUUACCGUACUAUGCCAAGUCACCCAUGAAACCCCCAAUGAAAAACCUCAAUCUCUUUUUCCUCCUCCUCCUCGUCCUGGGUCUUCACCUCAGCCCAGUCCUCUCCUGGAAGAAAGAAGAGUUCAGAAACUGCAACCAGACCCCUUUCUGCAAACACGCCCGUGCCCGCAAGCCCGGCUUCUGCUCCCUCAUCGCCCGUGACGUCUCCAUCUCCAACGGCGACCUCACCGCCAAGCUCGUCCCCAAGACUCCACACCAUGAGCAAGACCCUGACCAAAUCAAGCCCUUGAUUCUUGCUCUCUCUGCCUACCAGGACGGGAUCCUACGGCUCAGGAUCGACGAGGAUCCUUCUCUGGGCCCACCCAAGAAGCGCUUCGAGGUCCCCGAUGUGAUCGUCCCGGAAUUCUCCAGCAAGAAGCUCUGGCUCCAGAGGGUUUCGACGGCGACGAUCAACGGCGACGCGGGGCCCUCCUCGAUCGUGUACUUGUCGGACGGCUACGAGGCGGUUCUCCGCCACGAUCCUUUCGAGGUUUACGUGCGCGAGAAGAGCAAUGGUAAUCGCGUGAUUUCCCUCAAUUCCCACGGCCUGUUUGAUUUCGAGCAAUUGCGAGCGAAGAGUGAAGGCGAGGAUUGGGAAGAAAGGUUUCGAACGCACACCGACACGAGGCCAUACGGCCCGCAGUCGAUCAGCUUCGACGUGUCGUUCUACGGCGCCGAUUUCGUGUACGGGAUUCCGGAGCACGCCUCGAGCCACGCUCUCAAGCCCACCAGAGGCCCCGGGUUGGAGGACUCUGAACCCUAUAGGCUGUUCAACUUAGACGUGUUCGAAUACAUUCACGACUCGCCCUUCGGCAUCUACGGCUCCAUUCCGUUCAUGAUUUCGCAUGGUAAGUCCCGCGGAACUUCGGGGUUCUUCUGGUUGAAUGCGGCGGAGAUGCAGAUUGAUGUGAUGGCAACCGGGUGGGCUGAUGCGGAGUCGGGGAUUGCGCUGCCGUCGGAGAAGAGCAGGAUCGAUACAUUGUGGAUGAGCGAGGCGGGGAUUGUGGACGCCUUCUUCUUCAUGGGUCCAGGGCCGAAGGACGUCGUUAAACAGUACACGAGUGUGACUGGCAUGCCAGCGAUGCCGCAGCUGUUCGCCACAGCGUACCACCAAUGUAGGUGGAAUUACAGGGAUGAGGAGGAUGUUGAGCAUGUGGAUUCCAAGUUCGACGAGCACAACAUCCCCUACGAUGUGCUGUGGCUCGAUAUCGAGCACGCGGAUGGAAAGAGGUACUUCACUUGGGACAGGACGCUUUUCCCGCACCCGGAGAAGAUGCAGGGGAAGUUGGCUGCCAAAGGGAGGCACAUGGUUACGAUUGUGGAUCCUCAUAUUAAGAGGGACGACUCGUAUCAUGUGCACAAGGAGGCCACCCAGAAGGGGUAUUAUGUCAAGGAUGCGAGUGGGAGCGAUUUCGAUGGGUGGUGCUGGCCUGGUUCUUCGUCAUACCCAGAUAUCUUGAGUCCGGAGAUUAGGUCAUGGUGGGCUGACAGGUUCUCUUUUGAGAACUAUGUUGGUUCGACGCCUUCACUGUAUAUCUGGAACGACAUGAAUGAGCCCUCUGUGUUUAAUGGUCCAGAGCUGACAAUGCCGAGAGAUGCUUUGCAUUAUGGAGGCAUUGAGCAUCGGGAGCUACAUAAUGCCUAUGGUUACUACUUCCACAUGGCAACAGCUGAUGGGCUUGUAAAACGUGGAGAUGGGAAGGAUAGGCCUUUUGUUUUGUCAAGAGCAUUAUUUGCUGGAAGUCAAAGGCAUGGAGCAGUUUGGACGGGAGAUAACUCAGCGGAAUGGGAUCAUCUCAGGGUUUCAGUCCCAAUGAUUUUGACACUUGGUCUUACUGGAAUAUCAUUCUCUGGUGCAGACGUUGGUGGUUUUUUUGGCAAUCCUGAGCCUGAAUUAUUAGUUCGCUGGUAUCAACUAGGUGCUUACUAUCCUUUCUUUAGAGGCCAUGCCCAUCAUGACACAAAAAGACGUGAACCAUGGUUAUUUGGAGAACGAAAUACAGAACUUAUAAGAGAUGCCAUACAUGUCCGCUACACAUUGCUGCCAUAUUUCUACACAUUAUUCAGAGAGGCAAACAGUAGUGGUGUUCCUGUUAUCCGUCCAUUAUGGAUGGAGUUCCCUUCUGAGGAAGCUACUUUCAGCAAUGAUGAGGCUUUCAUGGUUGGAAACAGUAUUAUGGUGCAAGGGAUUUAUACUGAGCGAGCUAAACACGCAUCAGUGUAUUUACCUGGUAAACAAUCCUGGUAUGACCUGAGAAGUGGAACUGCAUAUAAGGGAGGCAUGACCCACAAGCUGGCUGUCUCAGAAGACAGUAUUCCCGCCUUCCAAAGGGCCGGAACCAUCAUAUCAAGGAAAGACCGGUUUCGGCGGAGCUCCACACAGAUGGUGAAUGAUCCAUACACUCUGGUGAUAGCUCUUAAUAGCUCCCAAGAAGCUGAAGGCGAACUCUAUGUUGAUGAUGGCAAAAGCUUUGAAUUUGAGCAUGGUGCCUACAUUCAUCGCCGCUUUGUGUUCUCAGGUGGCAAACUGACGUCUGUAAAUCUAGCAACCACUUCCCCCGGUAAAUCCCAAUUUUCUUCAGAAUCUGUUGUUGAGAGGAUUGUACUGCUAGGACAUGCUCCUGGGCCAAAGAGCGCUUUAAUUGAGCCAACAAAUCAAAAGGUUAGCAUUGAAUUGGGGCCACUAUGGCUUCAAUGGGGACGUGGCUCAGCCGUUGUAACUAUCCGCAAGCCUGGUGUCCGGAUUGGAGAUGAAUGGACCAUAAAAAUUUUGUAAGAACAUUCAAGUUCAGGACUCUUUGAGUGGACAUGGGGAAAUCUGAAAACUCAAGACUAUGUUUAGAGGUGCAACUUCAGUUACUUGAUACAAAAAAGGCCAUGUUACUAUUUGUAGACAUGCACAUAGCCAAUUCCAUAGGCAAUUUCCUUUGUUUCCACUCAUUAAUUUUGUUGGCGGAUUGAGGUACGAGAAAGCGAUUGGAUCCC
Messenger RNA from Alnus glutinosa, 3149 nucleotides. Its product is annotated as probable glucan 1,3-alpha-glucosidase. Gene Ontology annotation, biological process: N-glycan processing; carbohydrate metabolic process. The transcript has 6 exons. The record is from RefSeq and is a predicted model, not a curated record. Bases 151 to 2940 code for a protein of 929 amino acids. Gene Ontology annotation, molecular function: alpha-glucosidase activity; carbohydrate binding. Lineage: Eukaryota; Viridiplantae; Streptophyta; Magnoliopsida; Fagales; Betulaceae.